Ostrinia furnacalis (Asian corn borer) is the source of this 685-nucleotide messenger RNA. It is a transcript of the gene mRpS23, whose product is annotated as mitochondrial ribosomal protein S23. Gene Ontology annotation, molecular function: structural constituent of ribosome. The record is from RefSeq and is a predicted model, not a curated record. Gene Ontology annotation, cellular component: ribosome; mitochondrion. NCBI's taxonomy places the organism in Eukaryota, Metazoa, Arthropoda, Insecta, Lepidoptera, Crambidae. The transcript has 3 exons. The coding region runs from base 129 to 605 and encodes 158 amino acids. Gene Ontology annotation, biological process: translation.
CAAUCCUGUCAUUCAUUUGUCAAAACAGGAAUUAAAUUAAAAAUAGGUUCAAAAUAACCUAAAAACAUCCUAUUUUAAUAUUUUUACACGAAAAAUUAAGUUUAACAAUUGUAAUAAAUUAAAUAAAUAUGGCUAGCAGUAGACUGGAGCGAAUUGGAACGAUACUUACAAGAGUUGAAGGCCUGCUCAAAAAUGGGGCGAUGAAACCUGACGACAGACCGUUGUGGUACGACGUGUAUCGUGCAUUUCCACCUGCUGUUGAACCUAAAUUUGCCAGGCCGGUACCUGAAAUCAAGCCUAUAAGACAAAUCCUGUAUCAAGAAGACGUUGUACGAGCGAAAUUUCACGAAAAUGGUCAUGGUUUGGGCGCCGUGAAUAUGCUCAGUCCCUCAGAAGAAACUCAUACCAAAAGACUUUUAAAGCGAUAUGAAAAGCUGAAGUCUGAAGGAGUAGCAGAAGAUCAACUGGUAGAGAAGGCUGCGUCGGAGGUUGCUAGCGAAAGACAAGAAUUUGUCAAAGCUAAACUUACGUCCCAAAACCCUGACUCGGUUACGGCGCAAGUUCUUACUGAUGUAAAAUUAAAAGAUAUAUUUAAUGAAAAGUAGGCUCGUCUCAAUAAAUUUUAGUUUUUAUAAUGUAGUUGUAAAAAUAAUAGAUGCAGUAAAGAUGUUAGACAUAUAAAUUA